UAUCAAAUGAGUCUCAAUAGCGAAGACCUCCAUUCUUCACAAAUAAGCGAGAAGGUCCACGAUGAUUACUUCAGAGGAUACACAGAAUGAGAAAUAGUUAACAUACAAGAUGAGGAGCCUGAAGACCAAGUUACCUUCGUCUUUAGCCCUGUAUAUGAGUAACUUCCCUUUGAAUAUUAUAUACACUUUAGUGCAGAUUUAUAGGAACAGUAGCCAUUUCCCAUAUGUCUUCAUGAGUUAUUCCCUGUUUUAUAGAGCAGAGAGGACACGGAUCGUCUCACACUCCAGCGAGAAAAUUAAAGAUAGCAGCUCAAGUGGAGCUAAGGAAUCUAGUAGGAAACUGAGAAUCAAAGAUAAAAAUGAAAUUAUUUGCACGGAAAGUCAAGAAUCGCAAACUCAAAGACAACGCUUUCGAAUCAAUGCAGUAAACAAGAUUGAAGAAAGAAAUCCAGAGCCCAGUCGCUCUCAGUUGUACUGGAAUUUCUCUGCAAUAAACAAAUCACUAGGUAGAAUUCAUACAAAGAAGAAAUCUAAAGAUCUUCUAUAUAAGAAAUUCUUUAGUAAACAAUCUGGAGCACUUCCAAGGCAUUAUAAAACGGGAUCAACCAGCUCUCCCAAAAAGUUUGUCUCAUCUCGGAAACAAGGUUACGGGAAGGGAUUAAGCGCAUCAAGUACUGACAUAAAUAAAAGGAGCAUUAGACUAGAGCGAGGCCUCUCUACCAAGUCAUGUAGCCUUACCCAAAAAUUCGAAAAAUCCCUAAAAACAAAUACACCAUGAAAAGUCCAGAUUUCCGCAAUAUCCACAUGCCCCGAUUCAGACUUAAUCUCAACAAAACACCCCAUUACAACCUCCAAAUUCAAACCUCAGCGCUCAAAACCCCCCAAAACCUCCAAAAUCCCCUCAAAAUCAACCAAACCCCCCUCCAUCCCCCACAAAUCCCUCCCCAAAUCCUACACCCUCAAAGUAAAAUCUCUCCAAAAUCACCUCAAAAGUAACCAUUUCCCUUAAAAAUUCUAGAUCUCACAAAAUCUCACUCAAAGCCUUUAUUUUACAAGAGGAAGAGCAGAAGGAAACCUUCCGGGUCCCCUAGAGCUAACUUUGGGUGUUUUAACUGGAGAGAUUAAGAAAUGGAAGUUAAACAUCAAUUAUCCAAUAAACCUGUC
This is a messenger RNA of Moneuplotes crassus, 1164 nucleotides long. NCBI's taxonomy places the organism in Eukaryota, Ciliophora, Spirotrichea, Euplotida, Euplotidae. The record is from the annotation of a GenBank genome assembly.